CCCCUGACUAGGCUGACGCUUGCACGGUUAUGUCUUACGACCAGAUAAAGGACACGGGCGCCAGGCCACUCUACGUCCAGCAGAGAGAGGCGGCAGGGUACCAGGGGGCAAACGGCGCAAACAACCUUCAGCACUACAGCUCUCCGCUACCGCAAGUUGACCACGACCAGGACGUGGAGAACGACCCCUCCUCCUUACCCGUUGCUCACCUGAACUUAGACUUCAAGGAGUGCUUUCGUGAGCACGAGAGCACCAAGACAGUGGCCGCCUAUUAUGAAGUUUUGGGCCUCAUUUACAAAUACGUCAAGUUCUUUACCUACCACACUUUCGUCCUUCUGUUCGGUGUUUUCUUUGUUAUAGCAUAUGCUAUCUUCAAUGGAGUCUUAUCGUUCUUCCAUGUGUGGAUAUAUGGUCCAACAGCUAAGAUGUUGCUGGUUGGGGUGUAUGCACUGGCUCCACUAGUAGUUGCUCCAUUUUGUGCUAUGUACCGGCCACUGGUGGAUGUACAUGCCCGCAUCUUCAGGCAGAUCCGAAUUCGUAUCUCUAAACCAACUCCGAACCAAACAAGCAACAUUUGACUGUAUUCUAUAGCCUGUAUAUAGGCUCUUUGAGAGUGUUGUUUUACCUAUUGUUGUUUUACCUAUUGGUGUCAGGUUUUCCCUACGGACUGACAGUGUUGGUACUGCAGGAAUCUGAACUCGCAUGCGGUAGAAACGUCCUUGUGUCGCAGCAGUAGCAACGCCAUGGAAAAGACUAUAUACGCAUGCGCGUGUGCGCGGGCGGCCGG
Molecule: messenger RNA, 787 nt
Organism: Geodia barretti
Lineage: Eukaryota; Metazoa; Porifera; Demospongiae; Tetractinellida; Geodiidae
Source: the annotation of a GenBank genome assembly